AUGACAAGAGAAUUUGAGAUGACUGACAUUGGCCUAAUGUCAUACUAUCUUGGCAUUAAAGUGGAGCAGAAGAGUGAUGGCAUCUUUAUUUCUCAAGGAGAAUAUGCAAAGGAGAUUCUCAAGAAAUUUGAGAUGGAGAAUUGCAAGCCUGUUAGAACCCCCGUGGACUGUGGAGUUAAAUUGUCCAAGCGUGAAGAUGGAGAAAAUAUCAAUCCCACAUAUUUCAAGAGUUUAGGCAUGAAGCUUAAGCUUGUUGGCUAUUGUGAUAGUGAUUGGGCUGGUGAUGUUGAUGAUCGGAAAAAUACUACCGGGUUUGUUUUCCUUUUUGGAAAUUCUGCAUUUACAUGGAAUUCCAAGAAGCAACCAAUUGUGACUUUGUCAACAUGUGAAGCGGAGUAUGUAGCAGCUUCUUGUGUUUGUCAUGCAAUUUGGCUAAGGAGCUUGUUAGAAGAACUUCACCAACCACAAGAAGAUGCAAACUAA
Molecule: messenger RNA, 483 nt
Organism: Lycium ferocissimum
Lineage: Eukaryota; Viridiplantae; Streptophyta; Magnoliopsida; Solanales; Solanaceae
Exons: 2
Coding region: 1-483 (160 amino acids)
Source: RefSeq, a predicted model, not a curated record